AUGAUGUGGCAUGGGACUCUCUGCUGCUUCACCCUGCUGAUGGUGCCGGUGGAGGCAGUGAUUCAUGGUGCCACAAGGCAUGGUACCACAAAGAAGCAAGCUGGCAACAUCCGCUUCCUGUCCUUCAUAGGAACUGAGGGCUCAGGGCAUCACUUGUUGACACCGAUCCUGCGAAAAGUGAUGAAUCUGACUCUUGUGGACACGCAAGAUGUGGGUCCUGCUCGUCACAUUAGCCAGGCUUCGUUCCUUGGAGGCGACGAUGUGUUCAACGCUUUCAUGGCAGAUGAUGCCGACGCAUUGCACACGGCACUUAAGCAACACCAGCCGGGUGAGUUAAUCCAACAAGCCUAUAGCUUCCCAACAAAAUUUCACCAUCGGAAUGCAGACUCGAGACUUUUCGAUUUGAGCAGCCUGUAUCGGAUGUUGGCUUCUGCUGGAGUGGACCAGAUGGCCGUGGUGAGGUACGAACGUCCUGCGGGUGAUUGCGCGCGCUCUGUCUUCAAACGGUGGCCGAGCCUCUGUUCUGACAGCUUGCAGGCCUGUGAGGAGCAGCAGACAGUGUAUGGCAACCUCAUAGAGAAACAUCUUGACAGACUGUCCAAGAUGCAAGUACCCAUUCUACGGAUUGGCAUGGACUUAUUGCACCGGAACUGCCACAAGUUCGGCCUCCAGUUGCUCAAGUUCUUCCGCGAGGCCAACAUGCUUCUCCCCGACUCGCCCUGGCGAACCGAGGAUGAGGAAAGAACACAAAACCUGACCAACACGGUCUGUACAGUUCUCCAACACCGUGAGGAGAUGUAUUUAAAUCACACAAGCCCUUCUGCCGAGGACGGCAGCAGCUCAUGA
Messenger RNA from Symbiodinium natans, 846 nucleotides. The record is from the annotation of a GenBank genome assembly. Lineage: Eukaryota; Dinophyceae; Suessiales; Symbiodiniaceae.